GCCAAAACCGACAUUCGUGCGCGAAACGCCUAGCCACAUGCAGCCACCGACUACCAGAGAGAUAGGAAUGCGGCAUCCAACAUCCGCCUCGCUUUUCAGGCAAAAAAAAGCACCAGACGUGCGUUACGCUACGGCCAAAACAUCGCCUGCCUUGCUGAUCCCACGCAUCUUUGUCUGGGAAUCCAUACCUUCACACGCCGCGACUAGCAUCGAAAUAUAGUCUGCCAUAUCCAGCGUCAGAUGACCAUGACGAUCCGUCCGUGUUGCGUUGUCAUUGUUUGUUUUUCAUACGCUCAUCGCAUCCACAUGCAUGCCCGUACCAAGCACUCGGACGCGAACAAGGUGACAUCACCUUCCACUUGGCUGUUCAAUUCGCCCAUUGGGCGUGCUGAGCCUGCCUGUUUCAGUGGUUUCCGUUCAAACAAAGCUUCUGCACAUCGGCCAUUUGAGCCGCGACAAAGCAAUUAUCAAGGUGAGCAAUCAAGGCAACCAGCUCAAAGGUACACGCCCAAAUUAUAGUAGCGCCAGGCACCAGGCACCAGGCCCGAAUGAUCAUCAUCCAACAAGUGCGAGCUGGUGAAACAAUGACACUUUGACUGUCAUCGUCAUCUAUCC
Exserohilum turcica Et28A is the source of this 615-nucleotide messenger RNA. RefSeq lists its product as uncharacterized. Bases 247 to 519 code for a protein of 90 amino acids. The record is from RefSeq and is a predicted model, not a curated record. The transcript has a single exon. NCBI's taxonomy places the organism in Eukaryota, Fungi, Ascomycota, Dothideomycetes, Pleosporales, Pleosporaceae.